AUGGGACCAACUACUUUAUCAAUCACCACCAUCAACAUCAUCAACAACAUCAUUUUCGUCAUCAUCACAAAUAGCAAUAUUUAUUCAAUCAACCAAUAUUCGAAUGCAUCCAUAAAUGAUGUGGUAUUCAAAGUAUACUUUGCCGAUGGUAGUUACAAAUCAAUGCUGGUGAAUGAGAAUGAUGCCACCAGCAAAGUUGUCCAAACCAUACUUGAAAAAGUGACUUUUCCAAAGACAAAAGGGUUAGCUCUGUUUGUAGCAACAAGAGACACCUCAGGUAUUUCACUUUCAUAA
This is a messenger RNA of Heterostelium album PN500, 294 nucleotides long. Its product is annotated as ras association domain-containing protein. Bases 1 to 294 code for a protein of 97 amino acids. Lineage: Eukaryota; Evosea; Eumycetozoa; Acytosteliales; Acytosteliaceae. The record is from RefSeq and is a predicted model, not a curated record. The transcript has 4 exons. Gene Ontology annotation, cellular component: cytoskeleton.